Closterium sp. Naga37s-1 is the source of this 752-nucleotide messenger RNA. NCBI's taxonomy places the organism in Eukaryota, Viridiplantae, Streptophyta, Zygnematophyceae, Desmidiales, Closteriaceae. The record is from the annotation of a GenBank genome assembly.
ACCUCACUGUCGACCUGCUCGAGAAGCACCUCCUUGCGGCUAAGACCAGCAUAGUCGCUGUAGGCGCUUCUCGUGGCACUCCUCGCACUCCCUUCUUUGAGGGGUGUUCCCCCUCCCCACUUGUCCCCUCUAUUGCGUUUGCUGCUGCUAUUGACUUCCUUCGUGCUGAGGAGGUCGGGGCUGCGUCUGCUCCUAGUGGGAGGCGCCGCAGCGGCAAAGGCAAGGGAGGCCAAGGUGGUGGGGGUGGCAGCGGUGGAGGCGGUGGUGGGGGCGGUGGAGGCGGUGGAGGUGGCGCUGGUGGUGGUGGGAGUGGUGGUGGGAGUGGAGGCGUUGGUGGCGGCGGUGGCGGCGGCAGUGGGGGUGGCGGCGACGGCAGUGGUGGCGAGAGCAGUGGUGGCGGUCGGGGUGGAGCUGUUCAGAGGGGAGGUAUAGAGUCUGCUGCUCUAGGUGCUAGUGAGUCUGCUCUCCCUGCUUUCAGCCCCCUGCUCGUGUCGCCACCUGUCGCACCAGACUCUCCUUUGAUACCACCGUCUUGGUCACCCCUCCCUGCCAAGUCUCUGUGGCAUGCACUCCCGCCUCCUUGUCUCUGGUCUUCCCAUGUCUCUGCCUCCCCUCCCACCCUUGCCUGCCCCUCCCUCCCUUCCCUGUGUCGAGGGGCGGCAGUGCGCCGCUCCUCACUCCUCCUCGUUUCCCCCGACGACUGCUCCCCUGCAGACUCUCCACAUGGACAUGUGGGGCCCGGCCCGCGUUAG